This is a messenger RNA of Striga hermonthica, 795 nucleotides long. The record is from the annotation of a GenBank genome assembly. NCBI's taxonomy places the organism in Eukaryota, Viridiplantae, Streptophyta, Magnoliopsida, Lamiales, Orobanchaceae.
AUGAUGCCUUACUACUCAUCAUCUGAGUUUGUUUUCUCAAAUCUCAUAGAAUUUUGGAACUCAAUCAAAUCUGUGCUCUCUUCUCAUCUCUACAUUUGCAUCAUCAUAAACCUCUGUGUUUUGCUAAUAUUAGCCUCCUCCUCCUCAACUUUCCACCAACCCGAAUUCGAAUACCAAUUACAAGAACAAAUCACCACAACCAACGGUUCGCAAAAUUCCGAAUCACCACCACCAUCACUGCCGGAAUCAAGUUCGACUAUUUUCACCACCGGCUCGACUUUUUACCAAAUUAAUAAUCUUGACGAAAGCUCGACUCGUAUUCGACAAAAUCACACGAAACAAGUAACACAAAAAGUGCUUGAUAUGAGAAGAACAAAACUAUAUCCACCUAAUGACUCCACGGAACAUAAACCGGUGGAGGAAAUUAAUUUCUCGGACGAGGACAACACAAUGGAGGCCACCUGGCGGUCGAUAACCGAAGGAGGAAAGCAGAGGACGAAAAGGAAAGAGCUGAAAAAGAGCGAAACUUGGAACGUGCAACUGAACGUGCAAAGGUUCAACACGGAGGAAUUGGUGCCGUCGACUCCAAAGUGGAAGGAACUGAGAAAGUCGGAGACUUUUAAUGAUUCUGUGUCGAUAACAUGCAGGGGAGGGCUCAGACGGGAUCCCUCGACGAGCCUUGAGGAGUUCAAUAAGCAAGUUGAGGACUUUAUCAAAAAAUUCAACGAUAGCAUGAAGCUGCAGAGGCAAGAAUCUGACCAAAGGUUCUUGGAUAUGAUGAAAAGAGGAAUCUAG